AUGACAGAAGUAUCAUCUGCUACAAAACUGUCUGACAAUAGUGUAGCACUUGAUUAUGUGGAUUUUUGCGGUUUGUAUGUUGAUACAGCAAAUGAGAAAAAGACUUGUGGUUUGGAGAAUCUCUCUUGCUGCAACGAGGACGUUCAAGAAGUUGUGGUGGAAGUGGGGCUUGAUGAGGAAACCCUAUUGAGUUAUCCAAAGUUGUUGUAUUUAGAAGCUAAGGUCAAUCACAAGGAUUCAACAGCGACUUGUUGCUCAAUUUGUUUGGCGGAUUACAAGAACAGUGACAUGUUAAGGCUAUUGCCAGAUUGUGGGCAUUUGUUUCACUUAAAAUUAUGGCUGAGGUUAAAUCCAACUUGUCCUGUUUGUAGAACUUCUCCAUUGCCAACACCUCAAUCCACUCCUCUGGCUGAAGUUGUUCAGGAUUUUUGCUCGACGGCGGUUUCGCUGGAAAUUAGGGUUUGUUCUUGA
Molecule: messenger RNA, 471 nt
Organism: Nicotiana attenuata
Lineage: Eukaryota; Viridiplantae; Streptophyta; Magnoliopsida; Solanales; Solanaceae
Product: RING-H2 finger protein ATL70-like
Exons: 2
Coding region: 1-471 (156 amino acids)
Source: RefSeq, a predicted model, not a curated record